Molecule: messenger RNA, 905 nt
Organism: Saccoglossus kowalevskii
Lineage: Eukaryota; Metazoa; Hemichordata; Enteropneusta; Harrimaniidae
Molecular function (GO): ubiquitin binding
Source: RefSeq, a predicted model, not a curated record
AUGGAGAACCGCAGAAAGAAGUUAAGUUUAAACCGUAACAGAGGAAAGAAUAAAAAGCAGGAAUCAAAGGAUGUCUUCAUUUUGGAACCAUCUACAAUAGUGAGCUAUCGUGACUGUGAACGUGAUGAGACUAAUAAGACUGUGAAUGUAGCUGAGAAUAAAUCAUCACUCUGUGAGAUAAGAGAUAAAGAUACAUCAUCCACAGAAAGGCUUUUAUCAACAUUGAAUUGGUUAGACAAAUCUGAAAUUGUAAAUUGGUCUGAAAUUCCAAAUGAAAUGGAAUGUGCUGAAAAACAGGAAAUCCAAGACUUGCCAAUUGAAGAAAACUGGGUUCCAAUACCAAAAGGAUGCAUACAUUGCAUGAUGAACCGAAAAGUGCAGUGGGAUCCAUGGGAAAACUGGGAUACACAGGAAGCAAUCAAGGAUUGUUGUAAUAUGCAGAAUAAAGCAGUGGUGUAUACAAGGAAACUUACAUCACAGAGUGAGAGUAAAUCUAAUACCUGCCUGAAAAAAUCUAUGACUACUGGAACAAGAAUGCUACAGAAUAUAAAUGAACAAGUACACAACAUUCUGCCAAUAAAAAAAAUUAGAACAACAUCAACUGAUAAUGAAAACAAUGAUGACGUCGUGGUAAAAUAUGAUGAAGAAAUGAAAACAAAACAUAGCACUUUUGAUAAAAUUUCCACACCAAGUCAGAAGCAAAAAAAACCUCUCUUUAAGAGUAAACCAAAUAAAGGCUUGAAUGCUAGUAGCUGUUAUACUGGAGCUAUCACUCAGUAUAUGAUGAAAGGGAGCAAGAAACACAAAGAUAAUAUACCAGAAGAUGACAAGAAUCCGUCACAAAAUACAGGUUCACAAGAUGCUUUGAAAUGCUGUCCACUUUGUACAAUUGAUUUUGAACCUGG